AUGUCGUCCAGUGGCACCCUCAGCAACUACUACGUGGACUCGCUCAUAGGCCAUGAGGGCGACGAGGUGUUCGCCACGCGCUUCGGGCCACCAGGGCCGGGGACACAGGGCCGGCCCUCAGGUGUGGCCGAUGGCCCGACCGCCGCCGCCGAGUUCGCCUCGUGUAGUUUUGCCCCCAAAUCGACCGUGUUCUCCGCCUCGUGGUCCGCGGUGGCCGCCCAGCCCCCGGCGGCGGCGACGAUGAGCGGCCUGUACCACCCGUACGUGUCCCCGCCACCCCUGGCCACCGCCGAGCCGGGUCGCUACGUGCGCUCCUGGAUGGAGCCUCUGCCCAGCUUCCCUGGCGGCGCGGGUGGUGGCGGUGGCAGUGGUGGCGGCGGUGGCGGAGGCCCGGGUUCCGUUCCCAGUCCUGGCGGCCCAGCCAACGGGCGCCACUACGGGAUUAAGCCUGAAACCGGAGCGGCCCCGGCCCCCGCCGUAGCCUCCACCUCCUCCUCCACCUCCUCGUCCUCCUCCUCCUCCAAACGGACUGAGUGCUCCGCGGUCCGCGAGUCCCAGGGGAGCGGCGGCCCAGAAUUCCCGUGCAACUCGUUCCUGCGGGACAAGGCGGCGGCGGCGGCGGGAGGGAACGGGCCCGGGGUGGGAAUCGGGGCCGGGCCUGGGGCGGGAGGCUCGUCUGAGCCCUCAGCUUGCAGCGAUCACCCGAGCCCGGGCUGCCCGCUGAAGGAGGAGGAGAAGCAGCAGCCGCAGCCGCCGCAGCAGCAACUUGACCCAAACAACCCCGCAGCGAACUGGAUCCACGCUCGCUCCACCCGGAAAAAGCGCUGUCCUUACACCAAAUACCAGACGCUGGAGCUGGAGAAGGAAUUCCUCUUCAACAUGUACCUCACCCGGGACCGGCGCUAUGAGGUGGCCAGGAUUCUGAACCUUACAGAGAGACAGGUCAAAAUCUGGUUCCAGAACCGUAGGAUGAAAAUGAAGAAGAUGAGCAAGGAGAAAUGCCCCAAAGGAGAUUGACCCAGUGCGGCCCUGGCCCGCAGCGGUCAAAGGCAGCGGAUUUUGGUUUUUGUUUUGUUUUUUUUUUUUUUUUGUUUUUGUUUUUGUUUUUUUUUUUUUCCUUUGUGGGUGCUUGAUUCAGAAACUCUUCAGCAACUCGGACUGUUUUCUUCUUUUUUAGGUAGAAUUGACUGUGUGGUUGGUCUCUGUGAGUUAUUUGGGGACACUGUAUUUGCUCGCAUAUGUGUUGGAGAAACCAAGUGGCUUUGGGGUUUUGUCCUAUCCCCCUCCUUCCCUUUCCUGCUCCAUUGGUUCCUUAGGAAAUGCUCUAUUUUGUGGGUGCACGCAGGCUUGAUGAAGCCCCCUCCUGUGUAACUGUCCCUCAUGUUUCUGAAAAGCUCUGUAGUUUAGACUCACCCCAUCCAGCCUCCCAAACAGGGCCAACUAUCCAAUUCCCAGAAUCUGAAGGCAGAGGGAGAUUGUGGACACCCCCGCUGAGAUCCCAGCCUAAACGCAACCCAGCUGCUCACCGCAGGAAAGCCCCUUUCCUCAGAGGGCCCAUGGGCUGACUUCCAGUGAGGCCUACCGAGAAGCCCUGGGGCGUCGCGGGGUGCGGGGAAGGCUUAGUCCUCUGAGCCCAGGAGGAGCUACUCUUUCCUCAGGAGGGCUGGACUCCCUUGAAAGGCCCCGGGUGCUGGCACUCCAUGUUUUUGCUUGAGGACCAGUUGUAAAAUGUUACCGCUUCCAACAAAUAAAUGCUGAUCUGAGCAAACGGAGCCCAGCCGCUGGCCCUGAA
Molecule: messenger RNA, 1792 nt
Organism: Alexandromys fortis (reed vole)
Lineage: Eukaryota; Metazoa; Chordata; Mammalia; Rodentia; Cricetidae
Gene: Hoxd9
Product: homeobox D9
Exons: 2
Coding region: 1-1017 (338 amino acids)
Biological process (GO): anterior/posterior pattern specification; DNA-templated transcription; proximal/distal pattern formation
Cellular component (GO): nucleus
Molecular function (GO): RNA polymerase II cis-regulatory region sequence-specific DNA binding; DNA-binding transcription factor activity, RNA polymerase II-specific
Source: RefSeq, a predicted model, not a curated record